CUGGCGGCUGUUUGUGAGUAGCUGCCCGUGUGUGCUCUGUGUUGCAGAGGAGCUGUAUGUCUCUGAGCGAGAGGGCAACGACUCCACGGGGGAUGGGACGCAGAAGAAGCCCUUCAAGACUGUUCUGAAGGCUUUGAUGACAGCAGGAAAGGAACCAUUUCCUACUAUAUAUGUGGACUCACAAAAAGAAAAUGAGAGAUGGGCCAUUAUUUCAAAGUCACAGAUGAAAAAUGUCAAAAAGCUGUGGCACAGGGAGCAGAUGAAGAAUGACGCGAAGGAGAAGAAGGAGGCUGAAGAUCUCUUGAGAAGGGAGAAGAACCUGGAGGAAGCUAAGAAGGUCGUGAUCAAGAAUGAUCCAAGCCUUCCAGAACCGAAAUGUGUAAAGAUUGGUGCUCUGGAGCUUUACAGAGGCCAAAGAGUGAAGAUUUUUGGCUGGAUUCACAGAUUACGCAGGCAAGGUAAAAAUUUGAUGUUCAUUGUUCUGAGAGAUGGCACAGGUUUUCUUCAGUGUGUCCUUUCAGAUGAACUGUGCCAGUGUUACAACGGGCUGAUCCUCUCCACAGAGAGCAGCGUCGUGGUGUAUGGCACCCUCAGCCUCCUCCCUGAAGGCAAGCAGGCUCCAGGAGGCCACGAGCUGAACUGUGACUACUGGGAGCUUAUUGGUCUGGCCCCAGCAGGAGGGGCUGACAAUCUACUCAACGAGGAUUCGGAGGUUGAUGUGCAACUGAAUAACAGGCAUAUGAUGAUUCGAGGCGAGAAUAUGUCCAAAAUCUUCAAGGUGCGCUCGGUGGUAGUCCAGGCCUUCAGGGACCACUUCUUUGCCAACGGCUAUUAUGAGGUCACACCACCGACUUUAGUCCAGACACAGGUGGAAGGAGGCUCAACUCUGUUCAAACUGGAUUAUUUUGGAGAAGAGGCAUACUUGACACAGUCCUCCCAGCUCUACCUGGAGACCUGCAUUCCAGCGCUGGGAGAUGUCUUCUGCGUGGCUCAGUCGUACCGGGCUGAGCAGUCCAGGACCCGCAGGCACCUGGCAGAAUACACUCACAUUGAAGCCGAAUGUCCUUUCAUAAGUUUUGAGGAUUUAUUGGACCGUCUGGAGAACUUGGUUUGUGAUGUAGUAGACAGAGUCUUGAAGUCACCUGCAUCGAGCUUACUGUAUGACCUAAACCCGGGCUUCAAGCCCCCAAAACGUCCUUUCCGGCGAAUGAACUACACUGAGGCUAUCGAGUGGUUGAAGGAACAUGAUGUGAAGAAGGAAGAUGGCACUUACUAUGAGUUUGGGGAAGACAUUCCUGAAGCUCCCGAGAGGCUGAUGACAGACACCAUAAACGAGCCCAUCUUGUUGUGCCGAUUUCCUGCAGAGAUCAAGUCCUUCUACAUGCAGCGCUGCCGUGAGGACCCCCGGCUCACCGAGUCGGUUGAUGUGCUGAUGCCCAACGUUGGGGAAAUUGUUGGUGGCUCUAUGCGUAUUUGGGACAGCGAGGAGCUCCUUGAGGGCUACAAAAGAGAAGGCAUCGAUCCCACGCCGUACUACUGGUACACUGACCAGAGAAAAUACGGUACGUGCCCUCACGGCGGGUACGGUUUGGGAUUGGAGCGGUUCCUCACCUGGAUUCUGAACAGACACCACAUCCGGGAUGUCUGCCUGUACCCACGCUUCGUCCAGCGCUGCAAGCCGUAG
Merops nubicus (carmine bee-eater) is the source of this 1684-nucleotide messenger RNA. RefSeq names its product asparaginyl-tRNA synthetase (gene NARS1). Gene Ontology annotation, cellular component: cytoplasm. The annotation marks the transcript as partial. The transcript has 14 exons. The record is from RefSeq and is a predicted model, not a curated record. Gene Ontology annotation, biological process: asparaginyl-tRNA aminoacylation. Gene Ontology annotation, molecular function: asparagine-tRNA ligase activity; ATP binding; nucleic acid binding. NCBI's taxonomy places the organism in Eukaryota, Metazoa, Chordata, Aves, Coraciiformes, Meropidae.